GAGACAAUGGAGGACAGCACAGAAGAAGACAUCGAGUCUCUGAUUGAGGGGAUGGCCUACAUCCCUGGCCACUUUCAUUUGGAGCUCAAUCUGAACGGUGAACCCAAUGGACCAGUCAGCCUUCGGCACCGGGACACCCAGCUUAAGCGCGAGAGCCUCAGGGCUGAGCUUGAAGCUGAGACGGGACGACUGCAGUACGCUGUGCGCAAUAUGAUGGGCCUGCUGGCCUUUCAUGUAGAUGAACUGGAGACGGCAGAAGAGGCCUUCCACAGCAUCUGCCAAGAGGAUCCAGAAAACCUUAAUGCUUGGGCCAACCUGGGUUACGUAUAUGAACGCCUAGGUCGUGAGCUGGAGGAGGGGGAGUGCGUGGAGUGUGUGGCUGCCCUUAUGGGCCCAGAGAUGGGGGAGAACCAGACAGACUGCAGGCUCAGGGUAGCACGGUGCUUGGCUGAACAGGCAUACGCACAUCCUCAUGAUGUGGAGCUGGAGAGGGACGAAGAUUUACAGGAGAAACUGACAUCCGCGCUGAUGUUAUACAACCGCGCACUCGAUAACGGAGAGGAACUGAUACCAAUAGAGGAAAAAAGAAGUUGGUAUUUCAAAAUGGCAACAAUUUACAUAAGGUUAGAUGGAAUUGUAAGGGAUUCAAAAGACAUUGACCUCACAAGACUGAACUAUUUCAAUAAGGGCCUCAAGCUUCUCACAGAGACUGUAAAAUCUGACAACACGCAUCUCAAAGCCCUGACCUGGUGUUACAUUGGUCUCAUGCUGGAGCGGACGGAGGAGUUCUCCACUGUGCCAAUGUCAGUUCAUGACUGUGGUUUCUCCGGAUCUGACCCUUUGACGUGUUACGGUUCGGCCAUUAAGCUCGCUACGGAUGAUGCAUUCACACUCAACAGACUAGCAAACGUGUUCUUCCUGUCAGGCAAACUAGAGAUGGCCACAGGUAUCUGUAACAUGGCCCUGAGUGUCCUGACUGAUGCAGAACUCAACUGGCAGGCUUACUGCACUCGGGCCAAGCUUAGUGUCACCACAUAUGCAAAGGAUCUUGAUAAAGCCAAGUGUGGCCAAGGUGGCAUCCCCGACCGUCAGAUUCUGAAAGAGGCCCAUGCUGAUCUGGAACGUGUUCUGGCUGUGCGACCCUGUUUGAGGACUCAUUUGGAAUUGGGUCAGGUUUACUACUACAUGGGUGUGGACGCUCUGCAGGAGAGCCUGUUGGUCGAUGAGAUGGCGAUAAACCAGGCCCUGGUCAGUCUAUCUAAAGCUCUGCAGUGUCCUCUGGGCUCUACAAUCUCUAAACUACAGCUCUUGCGGGGCCGCUGCUUGCUGCUGAAAGGAGAGGAGCAGAACGCCAUUGACUGUUUUAGGAAAGCGCUUGAACUGGAACCUCCCAGUGUCCAAGACACUGCAGUCCUGCGCUGCUUGCUACAGGCUAUUCUAGUGAGCUUCACCCAGAGUGGGAAUGACACGGGUCAAGUUAUAAUCCAACUAGAGGAAUGUUUAAAGCAGGCAGAAGAGCGAUACGGUGCAAACAUUGUUCAGAUUGAGUUGAAGGCACUGUGCCGAGCACACACAGAUGAGGUGACGGAGCUCUCAAAAGAUCUGGUGAGGAAGGGGAGGUUGGAAGUGGUUAGAAAGUUGCUGAAGAGCGUACAGCCACAAGGGAAAAAGUUCUCACUGGGAAGGUCCAUGUCUAUUUGAAAGAGUCUGUGGAAAAUGGGAAGGGACUCCAGAUAAUGUUCUUAUGGACAAUUAUGUGAUGUCCACGAGUUGUGCAUGUUAAGAAAGGAAUUUGACAAUAAUGUUGCACCUCAUUUCAAACUAGAGUUAUUGGUAAUGCUGAGUGAUGUUCUAAAAUUAUUACUAUGGUGUUAAAGUCCAAAAGGUUGUUUUGGAAUGUCUUUAUGGCAAUUCUUUCCUCCAGCACAUGCCACAAAGCAUGAACAGCCAGUUAAUGUGAAAUAAGAAAUAAGUGUUUAAACCUGGAGAUGGUCUAUGGGGUUCACAAGUCUCAGACCUCAUUGAAAAUCUGGGAUUUUAAAAAUAAUAAAAGAAAAACUCUUGAUUAAAAUAUUAAAUGCUAUACUAUUUCUGGAUCACUGAUAAAAUAAGCAAGUUUGUGAAAAUGAUCAUGUGAACCUCUUGGGAACAUUCUCAAAUCAUGCUGGACAACAUGAUCAAGUUUUACACAAAUAUGUGGUUCAUGCCAGCUGGAGUGCUGCUGUCAUUAAAGCAAAAGAGGAAUAUAAUAAAGUCCUCAUUUAAAUUAUGCUAAUGUCACUUGUAAUAAAAAAUGUCAUUAUAAAAAUCAUAAAAGCAUGGCUUAUUGGAACCAUAUGCCAUUUCAUUUUCAUCAUGAAUCCGUUUUUUAUUUAAAUGAUAGAUAGAGUUCUGCAUUAAACAGUAAACACUAAAUCAGUUCAGCACUAGUUAAUGUUGUCUAAAAGGCUCCAACAUCGCUGAGUCUAAUUUAUUUAAUCCAGAAACAGUUUUAAAGCAAUACUCCACCCAUAAAUGAGUUCUGUCAUCAUUUAUUCACUCUCAUGACAUUCCAAAACUGUAUGACUUGCUUUCUUUUGUGGAACAUAAGAG
Molecule: messenger RNA, 2592 nt
Organism: Sinocyclocheilus grahami
Lineage: Eukaryota; Metazoa; Chordata; Actinopteri; Cypriniformes; Cyprinidae
Product: tetratricopeptide repeat protein 22-like
Exons: 7
Coding region: 7-1701 (564 amino acids)
Molecular function (GO): protein binding
Source: RefSeq, a predicted model, not a curated record